AUGUAUGAGCUUGGUUGCAAAAUAAAAGCAUGUGACCAACAAACAGAGUUGAAAGAACAGGCAGACCUCAUGUGUCAACUUGGCCAGUUAUACAUCACAUCAGCAGAGACCUCGGAAAUCUGGUAUGAACACUAUAUUUGGUCAUGUGCACUAUAUAAUGCAGCAAAGUGUAGAAUUGAGAAGCUGAAUAGCAAACAAGCUGAUGGCACAUAUAGAACCCUUGCAGAUAACUCAUUGGAAUGUAUUGACCAACAGCUCCAACUAAUAGAGGAUAACUUUGUACAAAAGUGUUCUCCUGCAAACUGUAGUGAUGUGCCAACCAAAGUGUCAACAAUGAAGUACAAAGAAGCAUUGGAAAAGAUACGUGAGUACUCUAACAUUACUGUUAAUGACAUCAUCAAGGAGAACAUGAUAGUUGAUGAUGUGACCACAAGGAUGAAAGAAGAAGAUGAAGACAACACAAUACAGCAAAGUAAAAGGUUCUAUAGUGGAAUAACACAACAGCUCCUAAAUUUUUAUCGGUCAAUCAUCAAAGACUGUAUUUCUGUUUUAGGAAACCCUGAUUGUCAUUUUGCAUUUAUAGCACUUGGUUCCCUGUCUCGUCAAGAGGUCACAGCAUACUCUGACCUAGACUGGGCAAUAUUGUAUGAUCCUUUAGAUAAUCCGGUUGAACAUGUCAAAAUGCAAUUGCGUAUGAUAGCCUAUUACAUGCACUUGAAGGUUCUUAACCUUGGGGAAACUUUGUUACACUGUUUAAACAUACCUGUUCUGACAGAUUUCAAUAACCAAUUACCAUCUGACAUGAAAGACAAUUUCUUCUAUGACACAGCAACCACAAGGGGAGUGUCUUGUGAUGGAACACAGCCACAUGCAAGCAAGACAGCAAUUGGUAGGAAGUGUAGAAGGUAUCCUUACAAACCUCCCAAGCUUGAACUUAUCAUGACUGUUGAUAAUAUGAGUAAGUUUCAGUUUACAGAAGAAUCGGUAAAGGAAUAUGAUCUUAGUGACAUCCUCGCGAUAUCAACUCUUAUAACUGGAGACUAUGCUUUAUGGAAGGAGUAUAAUGAAAAAGUACACUCCAUAUUGACAUCACCAUCUGAAACCAAUCCAGACAUCACAAUGGGUAGAGAACGCGCAAUGUGGAGACUGAAAGAACACUUAGCACAAAAUGAAAAACCUCUGUCAUCAAAAUCAUUCAUAAGGAAAAUGCAUACAAAUCAUGAUGUCUACAGAUUUGCUACAAUCACUAUCAACAUUCUAAAGCUUAUGCAUGGAUGUACAGCAUGUGCUCCAUUAGACGUGUUAGAGGAACUGCAACAUAAGGGUAUCCUGACAGAAAGAGCAAUGAAGGAUCUACAACUGAUGGUGGUCUCUGUCAUAAAUCUUAGACAUAUGUUCUAUGGUACAUAUAAGCAACAGAAGGAGCUCAUAUCUUUCUUCCAAAGUGAAUUGGUAGGAAAUGAAAAAAUAGAAGUAAUACCAGUAAGAAGUUAUACAGCCAUACUACGUUUUUUUAACACAUUUUUACCAUGGUGUAAAUUCCUCAAAUCAAACUUGAAUGUGAGUGGUAACUGGGCUUAUAGUAAGAGAUAUUUUGAAGGGAGCAAUGAAGUAGAAUCAAAAUUAUACAGCAACAUCGCCUUCUUUCAGAGGACAUUGCAUGCAUACCAAAGAGAGUUAAAAAUACUUCAAAGCCUUGAUACAGGAAGGCAAGAGAGGGAAAUGGCUUCUAUACAGACUGCAAUAGGUUUACUGUAUCAUUCACAAGGGUGCUAUUCAGACGCACUACAACAUCACAAUGACAGUCUGAAAAUAAGAAGAAAAAUCAAUGAUAUAAAUGGCCUCUCUAUGUCAUUGAAUAACAUAGGCAAUGUGUAUAAUGCCAUGGGACAUAAGAAUGAAGCACUGAAAUAUCAUCAAGAGAGUCUUACAAUGAGAAGAGUAAUCAACCAGGACAGUCCCCAUUCAGAUGUUGCUUCAUCACUGAACAACAUAGGUUGUGUGUAUAAUGACAUGGGAGAUAAGACUAAAGCACUGGAAUAUAAUAAAGAGAGUCUUAUAAUGAGAAGACUCAUCCACAAGGACAGUCCCCAUCCAGAUAUUGCUAAAUCACUAUACAGCAUAGGCAAUGUUUAUGCUGAGAUGGGAAAUAAGAUUAAAGCACUGGAAUAUCAUCAGGAAAGUCUGACAAUGAGCAGAUUAAUCCACCAGGAAAACCCUAACACCGAUGUUGCUAGUUCACUAUACAGCAUAGGCAACCUUUAUGCUGAGAUGGGAGAUAAGAUUAAAGCACUGGCAUAUCAUCAGGAAAGUCUGAAAAUGAGCAUAUUAAUCCACCAGGACAACCCUAACACCGAUGUUGCUAGUUUACUAUACAACAUAGGCAAUGUUUAUGCUGAGAUGGGAGAUAAGACUAAAGCACUGGCAUAUCAUCAGGAAAGUCUGAAAAUGAGCAUAUUAAUCCACCAGGACAACCCUAACACCGAUGUUGCUAGUUCACUAUACAGCAUAGGCAAUGUUUAUGCUGAGAUGGGAGAUAAGACUAAAGCACUGGCAUAUCAUCAGGAAAGUCUGGCAAUGAGCAGAUUAAUCCACCAGGACAAUCCUAACUCAGAUGUUGCUAGUUCACUAUACAGCAUAGGCAACCUUUAUGCUGAGAUGGGAGAUAAGACUAAAGCACUGGAAUAUCAUCAGGAAAGUCUGACAAUGAGCAGAUUAAUCCACCAGGACAACCCUAACACCGAUGUUGCUAGUUCACUAUACAACAUAGGCAAUGUUUAUGCUGAGAUGGGAGAUAAGACUAAAGCACUGGAAUAUCAUCAGGAAAGUCUGAGAAUGAGCAGAUUAAUCCACAAGGACAACCCUAACACCGAUGUUGCUAGUUCACUAUACAACAUAGGCAAUGUUUAUGCUGAGAUGGGAGAUAAGACUAAAGCACUGGAAUAUCAUCAGGAAAGUCUGGCAAUGAGCAGAUUAAUCCACCAGGACAACCCUAACUCAGAUGUUGCUAAAUCACUAUACAGCAUAGGCAAUGUUUAUGCUGAGAUGGGAGAUAAGACUAAAGCACUGGAAUAUCAUCAGGAAAGUCUGACAAUGAGCAGAUUAAUCCAUCAGGACAACCCUAACACCGAUGUUGCCAGAUCACUAUACAGCAUAGGCAAUGUUUAUGCUGAGAUGGGAGAUAAGACUACAGCACUGGAAUAUCAUCAGGAAAGUCUGACAAUGAGCAGAUUAAUCCACCAGGACAACCCUAACACCGAUGUUGCCAGAUCACUAUACAGCAUAGGCAAUGUUUAUCCUGAGAUGGGAGAUAAGACUAAAGCACUGGAAUAUCAUCAGGAAAGUCUGACAAUGAGCAGAUUAAUCCACCAGGACAAUCCUAACUCAGAUGUUGCUAAAUCACUAUACAGCAUAGGCGAUGUUUAUGCUGAGAUGGGAGAUAAGACUAAAGCACUGGCAUAUCAUCAGGAAAGUCUGAAAAUGAGCAUAUUAAUUCACCAGGACAACCCUAACACCGAUGUUGCUAGUUCACUAUACAGCAUAGGCAACCUUUAUGCUGAGAUGGGAGAUAAGACUAAAGCACUGGCAUAUCAUCAGGAAAGUCUGAAAAUGAGCAUAUUAAUCCACCAGGACAACCCUAACACCGAUGUUGCUAGUUCACUAUACAACAUAGGCAAUGUUUAUGCUGAGAUGGGAGAUAAGACUAAAGCACUGGCAUAUCAUCAGGAAAGUCUGAAAAUGAGCAUAUUAAUCCACCAGGACAACCCUAACACCGAUGUUGCUAGUUCACUAUACAACAUAGGCAAUGUUUAUGCUGAGAUGGGAGAUAAGACUAAAGCACUGGCAUAUCAUCAGGAAAGUCUGGCAAUGAGCAGAUUAAUCCACCAGGACAACCCUAACUCAGAUGUUGCUAAAUCACUAUACAGCAUAGGCAAUGUUUAUGCUGAGAUGGGAGAUAAGACUAAAGCACUGGCAUAUCAUCAGGAAAGUCUGGCAAUGAGCAGAUUAAUCCACCAGGACAAUCCUAACUCAGAUGUUGCUAAAUCACUAUACAGCAUAGGCAAUGUUUAUGCUCAGAUGGGAGAUAAGACUAUUGCACUGGAAUAUCAUCAGGAAAGUCUGGCAAUGAGCAGAUUAAUCCACCAGGACAACCCUAACACCAAUGUUGCUAGUUCACUAUACAACAUAGGCAAUGUUUAUGCUGAGAUGGGAGAUAAGACUAAAGCACUGGCAUAUCAUCAGGAAAGUCUGGCAAUGAGCAGAUUAAUCCACCAGGACAAUCCUAACUCAGAUGUUGCUAAAUCACUAUACAGCAUAGGCAAUGUUUAUGCUGAGUUGGGAGAUAAGACUAUUGCACUGGAAUAUCAUCAGGAAAGUCUGACAAUGAGCAGAUUAAUCUACCAGGACAACCCUAACACCGAUGUUGCUAGUUCACUUUACAGCAUAGGCAAUGUUUAUGCUGAGAUGGGAGAUAAGACUAAAGCACUGGCAUAUCAUCAGGAAAGUCUGGCAAUGAGCAGAUUAAUCCACCAGGACAAUCCUAACUCAGAUGUUGCUAAAUCACUAUACAGCAUGGGCAAUGUUUAUGCUGAGAUGGGAGAUAAGACUAAAGCACUGGAAUAUCAUCAGGAAAGUCUGGCAAUGAGCAGAUUAAUCCACCAGGACAACCCUAACCUGGAUGUUGCUAGUUCACUAUUCAGCAUAGGCAAUGUUUAUGCUGAGAUGGGAGAUAAGACUAAAGUACUGGAAUAUCAUCAGGAAAGUCUGGCAAUAUAUAAAGAAAUCCACUGUGAUAAUAAUCACCCAGAUGCUACUGAAACACAGGGAAAGAUAGGUACCAUACUUCAUAACAUGGGGGAGUAUGCAGAAGCCUCAUGCUACUUUAUUGAGAGUCUCAACAUUUCCUGAGAAUGGGAAAAACUGUGUAUAUGUAAGGAUAUGUUAUUCCUGAACAGCACAUUACAGACAAAUAAGCUUUAGUGUGAUCCAAUCUGCA
Molecule: messenger RNA, 4996 nt
Organism: Owenia fusiformis
Lineage: Eukaryota; Metazoa; Annelida; Polychaeta; Sabellida; Oweniidae
Source: the annotation of a GenBank genome assembly